AUGGGUGAAUUGCUAGUUUGUCGUGUUUGUUUAUGCACAGACGUAAAAUUGUAUGAUAUAUACAAAUACCGACUAGAAUCUGCGUAUGAGAAUUUAACUGGCUUUAAAGUCUUGCCGCUAGAUGGAUAUCCUCAGUACACUUGUGGUGUGUGCAGUACUUUAUUAACAAAAUGGUUGUCAUUCAAAAAUCUCUGCCAAAAAAGUUUAGAGGUAUUGAAGUUUGCAUAUGAGCAAAAUCAUCUGAUUACUACGGAAUAUGUAGCAAGUCUACAUCUUAACACGCAUAUUCUAUCAAACUUCAGCAAGGGUAGAUACAAUUUGUCAUAUUACGAUGAUGAGACUCACAUAGAAGAUGAAAUCUGCAACAAAUAUGAAGAUAAUUCAAAUACAGACACAAAUGACUUAGACUUCAACAAUGAGGAACCAAACUAUGAGACACAUAUCAAAAUUGAGCAUAAGCCUGUUCAUCUAUUAUUAAGUGAAAAGUUUACAGAAACAAAAACUAAAGUGAAAAAAAAGAAAGUGUUAAAGUGCGAAAAAAAAGUGUUUGAAAAUAAUCAAGACAAUGAAGCUUCAGAGAGUGACAGUCAAGAUGUUGAUCCGUUUGAUAACAAUGACAUUGAGUUGAUAAUUUUAAGUAAAGACCAGCAGAUGGACGAAGUUAGAGCUAGGAUGGAAUCGUUGAAUUAUUCGCAGUCUCUUUACAAAUGUAAUAAGUGUUUCAAAGGGUUUAUGUCAUCAGCAACAUAUAAGAAUCAUAUGGUAACGCAUGAUCCGUCAACAGGGAGCCAUGUUUGUGAGAUCUGCCAAACAAGAUGGCCGACUGUCGGGAAGUUACGUACUCAUCUGACGUCACACGAGAAAAGAUACGUUUGUAAGCUAUGCGGACACGUUACCAAAUCAAGAUUCAAAGCCAAAGAACACUAUCAGUGGCACAGCGGGCACAAAUAUAUAUGUAAUAUAUGCGGCGCUUCGUUCGAGAAAUCGACGAGCCAUCUCACCCACGUUAGAAUACACCACCCAUCUCAACACAGUUGCGAAGUGUGCGGAGAAUCGUUUAUAGGCGAAAAUGGACUCCAUAUGCAUAGGAAGAAGGCUCACAGGAGCACAGAGAAUGACGAGAAGAAACCUACAUGUUCGUGUUGUGACGUCACAUUUCAAACUGUCGAAGCGUUGAAAAAGCACAAAGCCAAAAAUGUGGACUGCAGUAAUAUAAUGCCAUGUGUACAGUGUGGGGAGAAUUUUGAGACUAACGCAGAAUUGAAGGAGCAUCUGAAGACCCAUUUCAAGGAAGAGCCUGUCAAAUGUGAGGAGUGUAACAGAACAUUCGCCCACAAGCGUUCGUUCGCGAUCCACUUCCAACGCGUACACUUGGGUGUUAAGAUGAAGUAUCGCGGCGCUAGAAGACAAAAACUGUCUGUCGUUGUCUGCGAGAUAUGCGGCAAGGAAUGUACAAGUAAAGCUACCCUCAUGUACCAUCAGCGCACCCACAGCGGCGAGAAACCGUACGAGUGUCCGGAGUGUCCGAAGAGAUUCAGCGUACAUCAGAGAUUGCAGAUUCAUCUACGCACCCACACCGGCGAGAGUCCCUACAAAUGCAGGAAUUGCCCGAAAGCGUUCAAACACAAGGCUGCAUUGAAUCGUCACGAUAGAGUACACACUGGGGCGAAGCCCUACGCUUGCUCGCAUUGCGGCAAGUGUUUCUCCCAGUCUAACUCCAUGAAGUUACACGUGAGGACAGUACACCUGAAGAUGCCCGCUCCGUACAGGAGUAGACAUACUGAGAAACCGAUAGCUACAUAG
Messenger RNA from Diatraea saccharalis (sugarcane borer), 1803 nucleotides. The record is from the annotation of a GenBank genome assembly. Lineage: Eukaryota; Metazoa; Arthropoda; Insecta; Lepidoptera; Crambidae.